This is a messenger RNA of Anoplophora glabripennis (Asian longhorned beetle), 4498 nucleotides long. It is a transcript of the gene stj, whose product is annotated as voltage-dependent calcium channel subunit alpha-2/delta-3. Gene Ontology annotation, molecular function: voltage-gated calcium channel activity. Bases 1 to 3798 code for a protein of 1265 amino acids. Gene Ontology annotation, cellular component: voltage-gated calcium channel complex. The record is from RefSeq and is a predicted model, not a curated record. NCBI's taxonomy places the organism in Eukaryota, Metazoa, Arthropoda, Insecta, Coleoptera, Cerambycidae. The transcript has 25 exons.
AUGACAUUAACAGAGAAAAACAAAUCGCACCACUUUUGUUUUAGAGUUAGGAACUGGGCCCAAAAAUUGGGAGGAGAGCUUUGGCAUUUCGGCGAAUUGGUUACUAGGAAAACUAAGGUCAAAGAUAGCUAUAAAGACACCACCGUUAUAGUUGAGAAGGGGGAUGCCCUUUUGAGGAAUAUACACGAAAACAUUUCCAACAUGAUGAAACAGAAAAUAGAGAUAGUCAAGAGAAUCGCCCACGAAGCAGAAGAAUCGGCUCAGGACGAGAAAGAAAGCAAAGUCACAGACGACUUUCAAUUCUACAACGCCAAAAACCUGAAAAAUUCUCUGGAAAACACCUCCACUGAAGAAACUACGAAGGAAUCAGAUCUAGAACCUCAAGAACUCCGCUACGACGACUCCUUCAUAUCCGCGAACCACCUAGGAGGUCAGUACCAGGCGAUGGUCCAACCCGAGGAAGUAGACGGAUACCAACAGGACCAGGAUCAGAAUCAGGAUUCACCCGAGGACAGUUCCGCGAAAGAAGAAAAAUCCGAAGAACCACCAGAGGUCAGCGAUGGAACGAAAAAAGAUCCGCAAGCCAGGGAGACGAAGAAGCAGGACAAAUCAAAGUUGCCUUUGUACAGAAACAGACAAUUUUAUAAUAUUCCCGUGAAUACCAACUACAGUGCCGUCCACGUGCCUAGUAACGUUUACGAAAGAUCGACAGACGUCAUAUUUGGCAUAUACUGGUCGGAAAAAUUAGACCACUUCUUCAAAAACAACUACAACAAUGACCCAACACUGUCAUGGCAGUAUUUUUGUAGUUCCACAGGGUUCAUGAGACAAUUUCCAGCCAUGAUUUGGUCCCAGGAACCCAUAGAUCUAUUCGAUUGCCGGACAAGAUCCUGGUACAUCGAAGCGGCGGCUUCACCGAAGGACGUCGUCAUCCUAGUCGACAGAUCUGGGUCCAUGACAGGGAUGAGGAGAGAGAUAGCUAGACAUGUGGUCCAUAACAUAUUAGACACUUUAGGAAAUAACGAUUACGUUAACAUAUACACUUUCAGCAACACUACAGAUCCCUUGGUGGAGUGUUUCGACAAGAAAUUGGUCCAGGCAAAUUUGGCUAAUGUUAGGGUGUUGAAAGAGAGCAUGACAAACUUCAAGACGGAACAGAUUGCUAACUUCUCUCUGGCGCUCAUAACAGCUUUUGAGCUGCUUCAAGAAUACAGGGAGAAUCAGAAAGGAGCCAACUGCAGCCAAGCCAUCAUGUUGGUGACUGACGGCGUCCAAUACAAUUACAAAGAAAUUUUCGAAAAAUACAACUGGGGUAACUUGUCUGAUCAUAUGAAGGCCAAGGCCAGAGUAUUCACUUACCUCAUUGGUAGAGAAGUUUCCGACGUCAGAGACGUGAAAUGGAUGGCCUGCGCCAAUCAAGGUUAUUAUGUACACUUGAGCACCUACGCCGAAGUCCGAGAAGAAGUCUUACACUACAUCCCGGUCAUGGCUCGUCCCAUGGUGUUAAGUGCACCGAGGAAGCCAAAGGCCACCUGGAGUCCCGUAUACGCGGACGUGACCGACCCCAAAUUGACCAACUGGUUGUGGGUUAACCGCGAGAGGAACAGACAAAGAGAAAGAUUCUUGGGAUUCAGCAAAUUAAGGCAUCUGCUCUCGCCGGACACCAUCGACAAGAAGUUCGUUCACCAACAGAAAACAAAACAAGACAACUACGGGGACACCCAGACCUACCACCUUAUGACGUCCGUCUCCCUGCCAGUGUACGACAAGCGACCGCUACAGGAGAGGGUGGCAAAUUUAUUGGGUGUGGCUGGUUUGGAUGUCCCCAUAGAAUAUAUACAAAGACUGAUGAUGCCUUACACGUUGGGGGUGAAUGGGUACGCAUUUUUGGUUACUAAUAACGGGUACAUCUUAACACAUCCAGAUCUGAGGCCUGUGUACCAAGGAAUUCUCAAACCUGCCUAUAACAGAGUUGAUAUGAUAGAAGUAGAGAUUUUGGACGACGAAAAUGAACCUAGAGACUUCGACGACGUUGUCAAGGAGUUUAGAAGGAAAGUUAUAAUGCAGGAAACCGGAAAUAUCACCCUCGGAGUAAAGUCUCACAUAGAUGAUAUGAGGAGGAUAAUAUUGAUGACCAGGCACUAUUUUUACAUGGGCAUAGAAGACACCCCGUUUAGUUUAGUGAUAGCAUUGCCGCACAAGUACGGUUUCAACAGGGUGCAACACCCUGUAGAGAAUGACAUUCACAGGAUAAGGUCUAAUGAUAAAAUCAAAGGGUCUCUCACGCAGUUCUUCACCGGGAAUUGGACCAUACACCCAGACUGGCAUUAUUGUCGCUACCUAGAUGACAGGGAAUACUUUGAGAACCCCGAGGAAGAGUUUUUGCAUUUUUUGAGGAAGAUGGAAGGACCUGGAUGGAAGUGGACAAAAGAAUGUGACAGAAAAUUGAUCUGUAAAGUCGUAGCGGACGCCAAGAUUACUGCCUGGUUCAACCAAAAUAUAACAACUGCGACUAAAGAAGAGAACGGAGCCGAACUUGUUAGGAAAAUCGGCAUCGUUGUGGCCUUCAUGGCGACCCACAGUGGCCUAACUAGGUGGCAAAAUUUCCCCCAAAACAUUGAGAACCCCGAGGACGAACCUAAUUUUCGAAUCCUCCACAACAAGGCGAUCGAUGAGAUUUGGUACAAAAGGGCGGUCGAACACCACUACGUCGACCCCAGCAACUUUGUCUACUCCGUACCUCAAGAAGUUGGAAACGAGAGCAACAUUUUAGUCACAGUAAGCCAUGCCAUAUUCAAAGAGGAAACAUCUAGGAAGGCACCCGCAGCAGUCGUUGGUUACCAGUUUUACCACAGCGCGCUGCAUUCGCUUUUUACGAAAAUUACAACCAGCUGUGGUGACAUGGCCUGCAAGAGGACCUGCGAGUCUGAGGAAAUACACUGCGUCUUACUAGACGACAAUGGAUUCGUCAUCAUCAGCGACCACCUCCAGGAAACUGGGUACUUUUUCGGGAAGAUACGGUCGGAUAUUAUGAGCUAUCUGGUGGAGGAGGGUAUUUACAAGGUCACCAAGAUGUACGACUACCAAGGACUGUGCCCCGAGAAGCAGGACACGUCUAGUCCGGCGGCGAAGUUUCCAUCGCCUAUCAUUCAUCUCUCCAGUAUCCUCAACUGGGUCGCGGGUACUAUGCUCUUUUUUGCUCAAUCGGUGCUGGGGAACCACUUCGAGUCCUUUUCCUCUGACCCUGGAAUGUACCCCGACCAUCACGGUAGAGACCACAUGUACGACGAAGACCACCAAUAUGAAAACGACCAUAUGAUACACGAUGACGAGUCUGCCGAUAUGCCUUACGGGGAAAAGGAUUUUAUACAGAGAUACGUCAUUCCAAAGACCAAGCCCGAGCCUUGCGAUCACAUAAUAUGGCUGUACUCUUUAGUUCACUACACUGAGAGAAAUAUUUCAAACAGUGGGUACAAUAAGACCAUGGCGGAUUGCACUAGGCCAUAUAUGGUCCAAAGAGUCUCAGGCAGCAACAUGAUCCUCCUGGUUAUCAACAACCUGUGCAAAGAGAACGAGAAUAUGAGGGUCUCAUUGCCCGAACCCCUACAAGUCGACUAUAACAUGUCAUUGGCCUGCUACCGGGCUCUGAAUAACGAUUUCCCUCGAAGGCUCUACAUGAGUUGCAUCAAGAGCAACAGUAAUGAAAGUGAGAUUAAACUUUGCGGGAAAGCAACCAACAUAUCACCCCUACCAGUCAUUCCCAUUCUUUUGUAUACUAUAUUCCAAGUUUUUAUCUAGAUUUAGCUCAACAUUUUUCCAACAACUGUGAUAUAAACUAGAUGUAGCAUCACUCAAUGUAACUAAAAUAAAAUUAUUUGAAUAGUUUAACUUAAAUAUAUUACAGACUUGUUAAAUUCUAGUUGUACAUGUCAAAAUUUUUUACGAAAAAUAGUGUUACGGGGACUUAAAUUCGAAAUACUCAGAAAUGAAGUUAAAUUUAAGUUUAACUUUAAGUUGAAUGUAUUGAGCAAACAUAUCGGGCUGUAUCAUUGGGCUAAGUCUAAAUAAAGAUUUAAGUACCUUCUGAUUUGUACAGUAGUUAGCAGAAUAAAAUGUGGAUCAUUUAGGAACUAUUUCUGCAUACAACUGUAUAUUAUUUUUUUGUUAUACCCAUAUGUUGGUUAUAGUUAAAUUGCAGUUUCUUAUAAGUAGUUACAGACUCAAUUAAUAUAUUUACAUAUAUUUCUGUUAUAUAUAUAUUAAAGAAUAUAUCAUUAUCUUUGCCCUUUAUUGUUAAAUCAACAAGUUUAGGCAGUUAAAAAAAUAGGUACAGGCGUUGAUGUACCUACGUAUUAUUAAUCAUUGUUUUAUUUACUACAUACCUGUUAAAUUUGUAUUCGUUGAUGUUGUAUAGCAAUGUUUUAGUUAUAUAAGUAUACAGGCUGUCUACUAUAAGAAGGCCACUCCUAUGUAUCUCACUUAAUACACGAUGCAUGUC